Odocoileus virginianus texanus is the source of this 5859-nucleotide messenger RNA. NCBI's taxonomy places the organism in Eukaryota, Metazoa, Chordata, Mammalia, Artiodactyla, Cervidae. The record is from RefSeq and is a predicted model, not a curated record.
GACUGGUUUGAUCUCCUUGCUGUUCAAAGGACUCUCAGGAGUCUUCUCCAGCACCACAGUUCAAAAUGCUGACCUGUCAGUAAAUUCAGGACAAGCUAAACCUCUAAGAAAUAAUGCCCCUUUUAUUUGGCCAUUUGAACAACAGUCAUUUGUAUAAUUUCUAGUUAUGAAUUGGGACAUUCACCACUGCCAGAUCAAGUAUGUCAAGCAACCAUAAUUGCUAAACUUGACCAGUGAUAGAUAAUACCAUUGCACCACUUUCUUUACUAACAUAUUCCUGUGUCUCUGAGAUUUUUCCUUUUCAUCUGGUACUUACCAUCUCUUCUCUGAUGCUACAUAUGCUUCUCUACAUCCCUCCUCCCUCAUCUUCAUUGUGAUUAUAAUUUAUCUGUACACUCAGAGUGCCAUACAAAGAAGAUGCUUGUAAUUUAUGUAUAAAUGUGUCUAAAUAUACCUGUGCCAUACCAGUCCCCCUCCUAAGUCUCACCUCUCCUUCAGUGACAUUUUAAUUCAGGUGAACUCCUAAAUUUAGAACCUUUGCAUAUUGCUUUUUUUCAUUUUGUGUCUCCCACAAGUUUUUUUGAAAUGUCUUUUUUUUUUUCUUUUUCCUCGCUCCUUAUACCCAUUCGUUUGUAGUCUCUCAUAGCCUCAGACCUGUAAUGCUUAUGCAGACACUGCACUGGUCUUCCUAACAGCAAUCUUCCUAUUACUGUCAAAUGAAUCUUACAGGUUCAACAAAUACAAACUGAGCACCUGCUUUGUGUUUAGUACUAUAUUAGGUGAUGAGUAUAUAUACCAGUUUGAACAGAAUAGGGUUUGCCAGUAAUGUGGCUGUGUUAAGUAGAAUUUGAAACCAAAGGAAAGAGUGUUUCACCCUAGAAGAUGCAGAUUCCCAGCAUUAGCCCUAUUGAAUGGGGCCGAGAUUAUUCUAAUACCAUGAAGCUUGCAGUUUGAAAGGUAUUACUGUUAGUAUUUUGAGUGUUACAAUAGAAGAACUAGGUUACAGGUUCAGUAGAGACAACUGUUCUGUUCUAAGGAGUUAGGAAAGGGCCCUCAGAGGAAAUAAGAGUCAGAAUUGGCUGGGAAUAGUGUUCUGGACUAAAGAAAUAACUGUAGUAAGGCUUGGAGUCAGUAGAGUGCUAUUAUAAAGUAGGCACUGAGCAGUAUGAGUGAGACCUGUAUUCUGCUGUCACAAGAUGGUAUUCUAUGGGCCUUUGUAACUCAGUGUUCUAAACUCUAAAGAUUGGGCUUCAGGAACCAGAUGUCACUAGAAACUGUUGGUCGUCUCGUGAUUCUCAACUAUGGAGUUAAUGAAGACACAAAGUUCGAGGUGAACUUACUGAUGCACUGAAAUUGCGGAGCUACUUCUCACGGGUAGAUCUUAUAUACCCACUGAUCUCACAUAAGAUUGAGUGACACAUGGGAAGCCAAGUAAGAGUAUGGAAUUAGAACAUGGGAACUUUCUCCAAAGAAAUUGCUUCACAACAGGACAAAUACGCAGUUUUUACAAAGACACCGUCUCCAUGGUCUGCCAAAAUGUCUGAAAGAUCAGAUCUCCUUCACUUCAAGUUUGAAAAUUAUGGAGAUUCAAUGUUACAAAAAAUGAACAAAUUAAGAGAAGAGAAUAAAUUUUGUGAUGUUACAGUUCUCAUAGAUGAUAUUGAGGUACAGGGGCAUAAAAUUGUGUUUGCUGCAGGUUCCCCCUUCUUAAGAGACCAGUUUUUACUGAACGAUUCGAGAGAGGUGAAAAUCUCCAUAUUGCAGAGUUCCGAAGUGGGGAGACAAUUGCUCUUGUCGUGUUAUAGUGGUGUGCUGGAAUUCCCUGAGAUGGAACUGGUCAAUUACUUGACCGCUGCGAGUUUUCUUCAGAUGAGUCACAUUGUAGAACGGUGCACGCAGGCCUUGUGGAAGUUUAUAAAGCCAAAACAGCCAAUGGAAAGUAAAGAGGGAUGUGAACCACAGAGUGCUUCUCCCCAGUCGAAAGAACAUCAGGGAGAUGCCAGAGGCUCCCCAAAGCAGGACUCACCUUGUAUUCACCCAUCUGAAGACAGUAUGGAUAUGGAGGACAGUGAUAUUCAGAUCGUUAAGGUAGAAUCUAUUGGGGAUGUAUCAGAGGUUAGAAGUAAAAAAGAUCAGAACCAGUUUAUUUCUUCUGAACCUACUGCUUUACAUUCAUCUGAGCCCCAGCACUCUCUGAUAAAUUCAACUGUGGAAAACAGAGUAAGUGAAAUAGAGCAAAACCAUCUCCACAAUUAUGCCCUCUCUUACACAGGCAGUGAUAACAUCAUCAUGGCCUCAAAAGAUGUCUUUGGGCCUAAUAUUCGAGGUGUAGACAAAGGCCUGCAGUGGCAUCACCAGUGCCCAAAGUGUACCAGGGUGUUUCGUCACCUGGAGAACUACGCCAACCAUUUAAAAAUGCACAAACUCUUUAUGUGUCUACUCUGCGGCAAGACUUUUACUCAGAAAGGCAACCUUCAUCGACACAUGCGUGUGCAUGCCGGCAUUAAACCUUUCCAGUGUAAAAUCUGUGGGAAAACCUUUUCUCAGAAGUGUUCCUUACAGGAUCAUCUUAACCUUCACAGUGGAGAUAAGCCCCAUAAGUGUAACUAUUGUGACAUGGUUUUUGCACAUAAGCCAGUUUUGAGGAAGCACCUUAAACAGCUGCAUGGCAAAAACAGCUUUGAUAAUGCCAAUGAAAGAAAUGUGCAAGACCUCACUGUGGACUUUGAUUCUUUUGCGUGUACAACAGUCACAGACUCAAAAGGGUGUCAGCCACAGCCUGAUGCGACACAGGUCCUGGAUGCAGGUAAACUGGCCCAAGCUGUCCUGAACUUAAGGAACGAUAGCACUUGUGUGAAUUAAAUAGGGCCUUUGUGCUCCUAACUAGGACUGACUACAAAUGUGGCAAUAGCCUGAGUCUUUUUAGGAGUCAUUUCGCUAAUCUGACUUCUCCAGAGCCUCUGUGCAGGUUGUGGGGGUGAGUCAAAGCACUAAUAGACCAGGCAGCUUGCCACUUGGAGUGGUCUUGCCUGCCUUUUGCCCUUUCCCAUGUUCUGUUCUGAAUUAUUUAUCCUGUGAUGUCUGUUUUCCUUCCCAAGGAGUACUCCAUUUGUCUACCCAACAUCAGCUUAUGUCUUAGACGGACACUGUUUUAGACUUUCCACUGGGCACAUUCUGAAGGAACCAAGAAGUUAGUAACAUCACCUCCACUCCACCAAUAGACGCUAUGCUAAGGGAAGCAAAUAAUCUUUUUCUUUGGUAGGAAAUAAGCUGAGAUAUAAGGUGAUAUUGCUAUCAGCCUGAAUAUGUGAUAUAACUUCUGGUUCUAUCAGAACCACUGAUAAUUCAUCUAUGUCUGAUAAAUGAAUGAAUCUACUUAUCCUGGAGCUGGCUAUAAAGAAGUAUUUUAGAUUAUUCUGUGCUCUUUUCAACAGUUUAUGGCUCAGCUUCAUGUGAUUGAAGUUCACAUAGACCAGAGUACAAUAUUUCCAUCAAUACCUGCAGAUAGGAAUCAUCAUUGGGGAGCAUAACCAAUAAAGGGUGUUAGUUCUACAACAGUACUUAUUUGGGAGGUCUUCCCCCAAAAGAAGUCAAAUGCUUAUAAUUAUUCUGUAGCUUACUUGGUGAUGCUUUUGGAAUCAGGAUUGCUCCAGCUACACUUAAAGUGUGAUAACAUAUAUAAUGGUCUAAAAGGGGGCCAUGUGGAGUCAGUCUCUAAACUUUGUUAUAGAAGUUUGCUAUUGGUAAGGUGAGUUUGGCCUUCAGAGUUUUGUCCAGUAUAUUGUAAUAGUCUCUGAAUUCUCAUUUCUUUGUGUACCUUAAUUUCUAAAGUGAAUGAAAAAAGUGGGUCACAGAAGGAGCAGUCAGAUUUUUGCAUUUAGAUGUUCCUAUAAUGGUACACAGUCCCACCUCAUCCCCUUUGACAGAUCAAAUACAAAGUUGAUCUUCUGUUAUGGGAAAACAAAACUGUUUUUCCUAAGCACAUGUUCAGAAAUAAAAUUUUGAGUCUUACUCAUUUCUGACCCAUGAGUUAGAUUUAGAUAAUAGGAGUGUUUGAGUCCAUAGAGAAUCUUAAGAAAUCAUUUAGCCUGCCUCUCUUUUUUUAAGUUGGGGUAUCCAAAGCCCAAAGAGGUAGCCUGGCCAAGGUUGGUCAAAGUAGACUAAGGAGGCUAAAUAUGAGCUAAGGUCUCCUCACUUCUCACUGUCCCUUGGCUUAAAAAGAUUUAGUACAUGGUCAAGAAUACUUUAGCAAAAAGUUCCUAGUUUGUGCUUCCCCUCUGUGCAUCCUUGUUUGCUUUCUAAGAUAGCCUCGAUUUUGCAAACAGAACAGUCAUGGAAGGAUUUAUUUUUGUAAGGUAAUUAUUUUUUGUUUAGGAUGAAUAUUACAGUCUUCCUAAGCAAGCAACUGAUUUGCUGGGUGUUGAUUAGUAACAGAAAGGACAAGUAACAAUGUGAGAAGGAUCCAAAUGUGAAACUAAUUUUGUCUGGAAACUGUUUAGUUUCUGUCAGGAUUUUCUGUUUUUUGUUUCUGAGCUGUAAGAGUCCAUGUAUAGAUGAACCAAAAAUUAACUUGAGUAGUCAGAGGGUAUUCUUAAUGUUGUUAUAAUUUGAUGCAUUUACACAUGAAUCUGAUUUGAAAUAUAAUUUCUACCAUUUGUUAAAAGGUUUUAAAUGAGAAUAAAAUGGAGUGAUAAGACUAAUAGGUAUCUUAUGCCUAAUGUCACUCAUUAUAUGAUCUAAUGAUGCUACCUAGCAUUCUGGUUUUUAUAUGAUCCAGCCAAAGAGUACCAAUUCUAUGCAAUAGUGAGACACUAGCAUGUUAACCAAUGUUUCACUCUUCUGUCUAAACAUCAUUUUAUCACGGGGAAAUUUCAAGUUGGAGUGCUUGAUUUGUGUAAAUUCAUGUCUUGUUUUGUAACUGGUUUGAAAACUAAAAGGCAUGGGUUCAAAUAAAAUUGGUCUCUUUGGUUGGAGACUAUUUCUGGAUUCAUUCAGGCAUUCAGGAGACAUUUAUUGAACACAUAUUAUUGCUAGGCACUAUGCUAGAUACUGAGAAUUUGAAGAUAACAUUGUUAUGGUCUCCGCCCUCACAGAGCUUACAGUCUCAUGUAGUCUUAGUGAGAUAAGGUAUCAAUUUGGUUUUAUCCUAGGAAGAAUAAAGAAAACUGCCUUGCUUUCUUUGAUCACUUAAAAUCAGCCUCUUGAUGGUUUUGUAUGAGUAAAACUUGUAGUUCUCACCUUUUUCAAUUGCAAACCACUGAAGUGGUUUAGUCUCCCCCAUUUCUUGGCUGGAGAGGUGUUCUGUUUCUGUGAGACAUUUUCUUAAUUUUGGUGGUACUUGAGUUUUUCUUUGUUUAUACAUGUUUCUUAGAUUAUAUUGCAAAGUGAUCAAUUUACUGAUAUCGAAUAUGUUUUACAGAGGAAGAUGACUUUCAAAACUAGUUGUAUUCUUGUAGCGGACGAAGAUUUUUUAAAACCUUAGACAUUCAGCAUUUGUAUUUUAUGGAUCCCCAGGAUAACUAAAAAUGAGAGGGUUCUGUUUUCCUUAGUUUGGUUUUUUAAAAAAUCACUGUGUCACAGUUAUUUAUUUAUUAUUUAAUUUUAAAGGCAAACUCCAAACUGAAGUGGCUCUGAGGUAAAUCAGAUGUGGUUUUAAUUUGUUUUAGUUUAUUAGAAGAUCUAUAAAUGGAGGGUGAUCACCAUCACUACUUCUAAAAUAUUGUCCUAAACAAACAACCCAGAACAUUUUAUUUCAGCUGGUGAAUAGCUGUUCUAAAUCUGUUGUAUGUUAGACAUACUGUGAACUACCUCUUCACUUAUUAUGGGGAAGUUUCCUUAAUAAAAGUGUGACAAUUCAAA